Molecule: messenger RNA, 1464 nt
Organism: Daucus carota subsp. sativus
Lineage: Eukaryota; Viridiplantae; Streptophyta; Magnoliopsida; Apiales; Apiaceae
Product: gibberellin 20 oxidase 1
Exons: 3
Coding region: 101-1243 (380 amino acids)
Biological process (GO): unidimensional cell growth; gibberellin biosynthetic process; flower development
Molecular function (GO): gibberellin 20-oxidase activity
Source: RefSeq, a predicted model, not a curated record
GUUUUGCCACACCAUCAUACCCUAACUCCUUUUCACACCUUCAACUUUACUCUUUCUUCCCUCUUUCUUGGUUGUAAUACAAUACUAGCUAGUAACAAAAAUGGCCGCUUCUCAAUCAUCCAGGCCUCUACAUUUCCAACACUCCUAUGAAGAUAAUAAUCAUCAUUCUCAAGUAGUAUUUGACGCCUCAAUUAUUCAAAAAGAAACAACUAUACCCAAAGAGUUUAUCUGGCCUGACCACGAGAAACCUUCACUAAAUACUCAAGAACUAAAGGUCCCUCUCAUCGACUUAGGUGCUUUCCUUUCAGGUGAUCCUUCGGCAGCAAAGGAAUCAUCUAUUCUCAUAGGCCAAGCCUGUGAAGAGCAUGGAUUCUUUAUGGUGGUUAAUCAUGGGGUUGAUACAAACUUGAUAUCUGAUGCCCAUAAAUUCAUGAAUUUGUUUUUCGACCUUCCUCUGUAUGUAAAACAAAAGGCUCAGAGAAAACUUGGUGAAAAUUUUGGUUAUGCUAGUAGCUUCACUGGAAGGUUUGCCUCCAAGUUGCCAUGGAAGGAAACAUUUUCAUUUCAAUACUGUGCUGAUGAGAGGAUGUCCUCCACCACGGUUGAAGAUUACUUUACAAACAAAUUCGGACCUGACUUUGCAAAACCCGGGAAAGUAUAUCAAGAUUAUAGUCAUGCCAUGAGUACACUAUCACUCAAGAUUAUGGGCUUGCUGGAAAUCAGCCUCGGUGUAAGCCGUUCUCACUUCAAGAAUCUCUUUGAGGAUCACGAUUCCAUCGUCAGACUUAAUUACUAUCCACCCUGCCAGAAACCGGAGCUUACUUUAGGAACUGGACCUCAUUCUGAUCCAACUUCUCUAACCAUCCUUCACCAAGAUCAUGUCGCUGGGCUUGAAGUGUUAGUCGAUGAUCAAUGGCGGUGCAUUCUUCCUAACACUAGUGCCUUUGUUAUUAAUAUAGGCGACACUUUGAUGGCUAUGACGAAUGGAAGAUACAAAAGUUGCUUGCACAGAGCAGUAGUAAACAACGAAACCGCUAGGAAAUCAAUUGCUUUCUUUCUGUGUCCGAGGAAAGAUAAGGUGGUUAUCCCACCUGCAGAGUUGGUGGACCAAAAAAACCCAAGAUCAUAUCCGGAUUUCACCUGGGCAGAGCUACUCCAGUUUACGCAGAUGCACUACAGAGCUGACAUGAACACCCUUGACGCAUUCUCUACUUGGCUUCUCACCAAAAACAACAGAGAAUAGCUGGAAGAGGGACAAGUUGUUUGAUACCCAUAGACCGAGUUUCUUGAACUAAAGUAGUAAUAAUAUGAAGUGCAAUAAUAAGAACAAGAUCUGAGUUAUGUGAGGAGAUUUUGCACUUUUGCUUUUGUUUUUCCUUUCAAUCAAAUCAACCCCUAGCUAGGGUUUGUAUCAGAUGUUUGGUGUUUGCUGUUGAAUGAAUGUUCCUUUGCCUUUUUGUUCAA